This is a messenger RNA of Carlito syrichta (Philippine tarsier), 769 nucleotides long. Its product is annotated as lipoma-preferred partner. The record is from RefSeq and is a predicted model, not a curated record. Gene Ontology annotation, biological process: cell-cell adhesion. NCBI's taxonomy places the organism in Eukaryota, Metazoa, Chordata, Mammalia, Primates, Tarsiidae. The transcript is spliced from 5 exons. The coding region runs from base 1 to 624 and encodes 207 amino acids. Gene Ontology annotation, cellular component: focal adhesion; stress fiber.
AUGCCGACUUCCAAUGUUACUUUCUGCCGCUGUGCUCGCUGUGGGGAAAAUGUAGUUGGAGAAGGUACAGGAUGCACUGCCAUGGAUCAAGUCUUCCACGUGGAUUGUUUUACCUGUAUCAUCUGUAACAACAAGCUCCGAGGGCAGCCCUUCUAUGCUGUGGAAAAGAAAGCAUACUGCGAGCCCUGCUACAUUAACACUCUGGAGCAGUGCAACGUGUGUUCCAAGCCCAUCAUGGAGCGAAUUCUCCGAGCUACCGGGAAGGCCUACCAUCCUCACUGCUUCACCUGUGUGAUGUGUCAUCGCAGCCUGGAUGGGAUCCCAUUCACUGUGGAUGCUGGCGGGCUCAUUCACUGCAUUGAGGACUUCCACAAGAAAUUUGCCCCUCGAUGUUCUGUGUGCAAGGAGCCCAUCAUGCCGGCCCCAGGCCAGGAAGAGACUGUUCGUAUUGUGGCUCUGGAUCGAGAUUUCCAUGUUCACUGCUACCGCUGCGAGGAUUGUGGUGGCCUCCUGUCUGAAGGAGAUAACCAAGGUUGCUACCCUUUGGAUGGACACAUCCUCUGCAAGACCUGCAACUCUGCCCGCAUCAGGGUGUUGACCGCCAAGGCGAGCACUGACCUUUAGAUACAGUUGCCUGUUUAGUUGGUUAGUGGAUGUCGCUGCGACGGACGAAACACAAGCAAAAGAUAAAAAAAGAAGUAGGAAAAUAGAGGAAAAGCGAUCAAACUAUGGAAUGGUCUCUGUUCUUCAUCUGCUAUUAAUCUCUCCU